AUGACCCAGUGUCGCCAUUGCAAGGAGCAAUGCCGACUGCACAAUCGACAACCAAUGGCCGAGAAUUUGCGCCAAGCGAUGGCACCCCAUCUACCGAGCCGGGCCCGAGAUCAGGGAGUGCAGAGCGCCCAGAAAGACGUAAUCGACGAGCUGGCGGCAAAGCUGCGCAAUAAUAUGCGGCUCCCGGAAAAGCCGGAAAUUAUUGAAUUAAAGAAGCUCGAAUCCCCGACCAUCUCGCUGAAUGGCCAAAUUUUCGAGCUGCAGCCGCAGGUUGUCAAUUGGCAAAAUCGCGAAAAACAUGACAAACCUACGGAAUCGGGAGCAGAACCAAUCUACGCUAACCCAUCAGAAGACGAUUGGAGGAAACAAGUCGUCUGGAGGCGAGAGCCAAAAAGCUACCGACCGCCUCCUACUCCUGAAGAGAAGCUGGAGACCGAGCUCCGCCAGCGACGUGACCACCAAAUCAAGGUCUACGCGAAAUUCCUCAAGGAUACAGUAGCUGUUCACGGCAUCAAGCCAGCGGUUUUUGAAUCAUGCACGCAAAUGUGGAAUACGAUUCGUGAGGAGCUGGAGCACAGAAUUGGGCUGAAGACAACGCCGAGUCGGAUUGACGAAGAGCUGAGGCUGUUCGACGAGGCUUGUGAUGCGCUUCUUCGCGUCAAGUUCAGCAAGGGAAUGCUG
Molecule: messenger RNA, 681 nt
Organism: Mesorhabditis spiculigera
Lineage: Eukaryota; Metazoa; Nematoda; Chromadorea; Rhabditida; Rhabditidae
Source: the annotation of a GenBank genome assembly